Molecule: messenger RNA, 1019 nt
Organism: Bicyclus anynana (squinting bush brown)
Lineage: Eukaryota; Metazoa; Arthropoda; Insecta; Lepidoptera; Nymphalidae
Exons: 6
Coding region: 32-970 (312 amino acids)
Cellular component (GO): membrane
Molecular function (GO): phosphatidylinositol bisphosphate binding
Source: RefSeq, a predicted model, not a curated record
ACUUGCGUGUGAUUGUCGCUUGCCAUUUGCAAUGGAAACGAGUAAUACCGAUCAGAUAUUUGAGUAUAACCCGGAUACGUUGGAGUACCUUAAAAAGCAAUAUGAUUUGGACACAACGGAGAGGUUAGAGGAGGCCCUCGUAAUUUUACAGGAUUGGCUACAUAAGCAACCCCAUAUUGCAAGGAAAAAUUAUUCGAAGGAAUAUCUGGAACGGAUUAUGAUUCUCAGUAAGGGUUCUAUAGAAAGAGCAAAGAUGAAAUUGGACAGCAUCGCUACGUACCGUACGUUGUUACCACAGUUUUUUGAACCAUUACCCGAGCCUGCAAAACUCGUUAUUUUUGAGGAAUUUAAUGUUAGUUUCUUACCAAAGUUGACCAAAGACCAUUACAGAGUUUUUUGGAUUAAAAAUUUCACGAAGCAAUACGAUGCGUCAGCUCUCAUGGAUUUCUUCAGAUUCUUUGUUAUGCUAUGUGAGUAUUUACUACGCUACGACUAUUGCAAUGGAUAUGUAGCUGUACUAGAUUACAGAGAGACAAAUAUCUUUGAACUGCUAAAAACCUUGAACGUGGUGAAUAUGCAUCAAUUACUUAAAAUAACUAUGGACGGUUUUGGAAUGAGAAUAAAAGGCAUUCACUAUUUAUCGACGUCGAAAGCAAUAGACACUUUGAUUUCAUUGUUUAAGCAAGUAUUGAGUGCAAAGGUUGCUGAGAGAAUACAAGUCCAUAAAGACGUUGACGACUUGUACAAAUUCAUUCCUAAAGAAAUCAUGCCAGCAGAUUAUGGUGGUCUGGAAAAAUCGACAUAUCAACUCUGUUGUGAUUUAAAAUCAACAAUUGGAUCGGAGGAAAAUUUAAAAUACUUCAAGGAAAUGCAAAACGCUCGCACGAAUGAAAAUUACAGGUGUGGGGAUCAAUUUAACGAUAAAUAUCUGGGAAUGCCGGGGUCAUUCAGAAAAUUAAAUGUAGAUUAAAUAAAACGGUAAUAAAGAAUAUUACUUAAUAAAUUGCUGUGUAUGUAUA